AUGGUAACCGAAACCACCCCCAAACCAGGGCAAAGCGUAGUAACAAGAGAUCAAAGUGAUCUGGAGAAGAAACGGCAGUUGUCUGACUCAGAAUGUAAGCUCGAUCAAAACAAGCAAAGAAAAAUGGAAAAAGAACAAACCGACGAUGAGAUAAAUAUUCCUACUCCCUUAUUUCUUGUGCUAAGUCAUAAGGAAGAUGGUAAAACCCUGACUAAGGUGAGCCCGUUCCUUAUCCACAAAUCUUUAGUAGCCUGUGGAGGGCAACCUAAAUCUUUAAGGAAGCUGAGGAAUGGAACUAUCCUGGUGGAGGCUGCAAAUUGCAUUCAAUCCAAGAAGUUCCUUAAAAUCGACCAGGUAGCGGUUACUGUCCAGCCACAUGCCUCUCUGAACUCUUCCAAGGGAAUCGUUUUCUGUCGAGACCUUAUGGACUGCAGUGAAGAGGAAAUAAAGGUUGAGCUGCAGUGCGAGAUGGUGACUGAUGUGGUCAGGAUUGUUCGGACCGAAAACGGGGUAAAGGUUCCUACCCCGGGUCUUAUUAUAACCUUUGCAAAACCCCAUCCGCCAGAAACCAUCAAAGCCGGUUAUUUGUCUCUGUCUGUGCGGCCGUACUUUAAAAACCCCCAAUGGUGUUUCCGCUGUCAGAGGUUCGGGCUCUCCAGUAAAGUGUGUUUGAACCCAGAGACAUGUUCCCGCUGUGGUGAUGAAGGACACCAAGAGGAGGGGUGCAAAAAUGAGACGCGAUGCAUCAAUUGCAAGGGGAAACAUCCGGCAUACUCAAGAGAGUACCGCACAGUGUUCCUCAUGUACAGUCUUGGAGGGUAUGGUGCGUGCAUUGACGGAGCAGGUGGCUGCUCUGGUUCAGCAACUCGCCGCAGGUGCUGGGGAACAGUCUGUGGUCUUGCCCAGUAA
Messenger RNA from Homalodisca vitripennis (glassy-winged sharpshooter), 909 nucleotides. RefSeq lists its product as uncharacterized. Gene Ontology annotation, molecular function: nucleic acid binding; zinc ion binding. Bases 1 to 909 code for a protein of 302 amino acids. NCBI's taxonomy places the organism in Eukaryota, Metazoa, Arthropoda, Insecta, Hemiptera, Cicadellidae. The record is from RefSeq and is a predicted model, not a curated record. The transcript is spliced from 2 exons.